CGCUGGCGGCGGCGGCGGCGGCGACGGCGGCAGGGCUGUUUGUUCUGCUCUCCCGCAGCCGAGAAGCCGAAGCGGUGGCUGCGGCGGCGGCGGCGGCGGCGGCGGCUGCCGGCAGUGCCCGCGGGCGAGCGGGGCCUGUGAGCGCGGCGGAGCGGCGGGCGCGGCGGGCGGGCCCCGGCGCCGCGCAGGCAGCCCGAAGAGGAGGGGGCGGCGGCGGCGGCGGCGGGCGGCCGGCCGGCCGGCGGGGGCGGCGUGCGGCCUAGCGUCUCAGAGUGCCCAGUGAAGAAUGUGAUGGGAUCAGUAGCAUGUCUGCGGAGAGCGGCCCUGGGACGAGAUUGAGAAAUCUGCCAGUAAUGGGGGAUGGACUAGAAACUACCCAAAUGUCUACAACGCAGGCCCAGGCCCAACCCCAGCAAGCCAACACAGCCAGCACCAACCCCCCUCCCCCGGAGACUUCCAACCCCAACAAGCCCAAGAGGCAGACCAACCAACUGCAAUAUCUGCUCAAAGUGGUGCUCAAGACACUAUGGAAACACCAGUUUGCGUGGCCUUUCCAGCAGCCUGUGGAUGCCGUCAAGUUAAACCUCCCUGAUUACUAUAAGAUCAUUAAAACACCUAUGGAUAUGGGAACAAUAAAGAAGCGCUUGGAAAACAACUAUUACUGGAAUGCUCAGGAAUGUAUCCAGGACUUCAACACUAUGUUUACAAAUUGUUACAUCUACAACAAGCCUGGAGAUGACAUAGUCUUAAUGGCAGAAGCUCUGGAGAAGCUCUUCUUGCAAAAAAUCAACGAACUGCCCACGGAAGAAACUGAGAUCAUGAUAGUCCAGGCAAAAGGAAGAGGACGUGGGAGGAAAGAAACAGGGACAGCAAAACCUGGCGUCUCUACGGUACCAAACACAACGCAAGCAUCGACUCCUCCGCAGACCCAGACCCCUCAGCAGAAUCCUCCACCCGUGCAGGCCACACCUCACCCCUUCCCCGCUGUCACCCCAGACCUCAUCGUCCAGACCCCUGUCAUGACAGUGGUGCCUCCCCAGCCACUGCAGACACCCCCGCCGGUGCCCCCCCAGCCACUGCCCCCACCCGUGCCAGCCCCCCAGCCUGUGCAGAGCCACCCGCCCAUCAUCGCGGCUACCCCACAGCCUGUGAAGACAAAGAAGGGGGUUAAGAGGAAAGCGGACACCACCACCCCCACCACUAUCGACCCCAUUCACGAGCCACCCUCACUGCCCCCGGAGCCCAAGACCACCAAGCUGGGCCCCCGGCGGGAGAGCAGCCGGCCUGUUAAGCCCCCGAAGAAGGACGUGCCCGACUCGCAGCAGCAUCCAGCACCAGACAAGAGCAGCAAAGUCUCGGAGCAGCUCAAGUGCUGUAGUGGCAUCCUCAAGGAGAUGUUCGCCAAGAAGCAUGCGGCUUAUGCCUGGCCCUUCUACAAGCCCGUGGAUGUGGAGGCGCUGGGCCUGCAUGACUACUGUGACAUCAUCAAGCACCCCAUGGACAUGAGCACAAUCAAGUCUAAACUGGAGGCCCGUGAGUACCGUGAUGCUCAGGAAUUUGGUGCUGAUGUCCGAUUGAUGUUCUCCAACUGCUACAAGUACAACCCUCCUGACCAUGAGGUGGUGGCCAUGGCCCGCAAGCUCCAGGAUGUGUUUGAGAUGCGCUUUGCCAAGAUGCCGGAUGAGCCCGAGGAGCCUGUGGUGGCUGUGUCCUCCCCAGCGGUGCCACCACCCACCAAGGUUGUGGCCCCACCCUCAUCCAGUGACAGCAGCAGCGAUAGUUCCUCAGACAGUGACAGCUCCACUGAUGACUCCGAGGAGGAGCGAGCCCAACGACUGGCUGAGCUCCAGGAGCAGCUCAAAGCCGUGCACGAGCAGCUUGCAGCCCUUUCGCAGCCCCAGCAGAACAAACCAAAGAAAAAGGAGAAAGACAAAAAGGAAAAGAAAAAAGAAAAGCACAAAAAGAAAGAGGAAGUGGAGGAGAAUAAGAAAAGCAAAGCCAAGGAACUUCCUCCCAAAAAGACCAAGAAAAAUAAUAGCAGUAACAGCAACACAAGCAAGAAGGAGCCAGCACCCAUGAAGAGCAAGCCCCCUCCCACAUACGAGUCUGAGGAAGAGGACAAGUGCAAGCCGAUGUCGUAUGAAGAGAAGCGGCAGCUUAGCCUGGACAUCAACAAGCUUCCUGGUGAGAAGCUGGGCCGCGUGGUGCACAUCAUUCAGUCGAGGGAGCCCUCACUCAAGAACUCCAACCCUGACGAGAUUGAGAUUGACUUCGAGACCCUGAAGCCAUCCACCCUGCGUGAACUGGAGCGCUAUGUCACCUCCUGUUUGCGAAAGAAAAGGAAACCUCAAGCUGAGAAAGUUGAUGUGAUUGCUGGCUCCUCCAAGAUGAAGGGCUUCUCAUCCUCGGAGUCGGAGAGCACCAGCGAGUCCAGCUCCUCUGACAGCGAAGACUCCGAAACAGAGAUGGCUCCGAAGUCAAAAAAGAAGGGGCACCCCGGGAGGGAGCAGAAGAAGCACCAUCACCACCACCAUCAGCAGAUGCAGCAGGCCCCAGCUCCCGUGCCCCAGCAGCCCCCACCGCCUCCCCAGCAGCCCCCACCGCCGCCACCUCCGCAGCAGCAGCAGCAGCAGCAGCAGCCCCCACCCCCGCCCCCUCCACCCUCCAUGCCACAGCAGGCAGGCCCUGCGAUGAAGUCCUCGCCUCCACCCUUCAUCGCUGCCCAGGUGCCCGUCCUGGAACCCCAACUCCCAGGCAGUGUCUUCGACCCCAUUGGCCACUUCACCCAGCCCAUCCUGCACCUGCCGCAGCCCGAGCUGCCCCCUCACCUGCCCCAGCCUCCUGAGCACAGCACUCCGCCUCAUCUCAACCAGCACUCGGUGGUCUCUCCUCCAGCUUUGCACAAUGCGCUGCCUCAGCAGCCAUCACGGCCCAGUAACCGAGCUGCCGCCCUGCCCCCCAAGGCUGCCCGUCCCCCAGCUGUGUCACCUGCCCUGGCCCAGCCUCCCCUACUCCCACAGCCCCCCAUGGCCCAGCCCCCGCAAGUGCUGCUGCAGGAGGAUGAAGAUCCGCCUGCCCCACCCCUCACCUCCAUGCAGAUGCAGCUCUAUUUGCAGCAGCUGCAGAAGGUGCAGCCCCCCACACCACUACUCCCUUCCGUGAAGGUGCAGUCCCAGCCCCCACCUCCUCUGCCACCCCCUCCCCACCCCUCAGUGCAGCAGCAGCUACAGCAGCAGCAGCAGCCACCUCCACCACCGCCACAGCCACAGCCACCACCCCAGCAGCAGCACCAGCCCCCGCCACGGCCCGUGCAUAUGCAGCCCAUGCAGUUCCCCACGCAUAUCCAGCAGCCCGCGCCACCGCCAGGCCAGCAACCCCCUCACCCCACCACGGGCCAGCAACCACCCCCACCGCAGCCCGCCAAGCCUCAGCAAGUCAUCCAGCAUCACCCUUCGCCCCGGCACCACAAGUCAGACCCCUACUCAACUGGUCACCUUCGUGAAGCCCCGUCCCCGCUUAUGAUACAUUCCCCCCAGAUGCCACAGUUCCAGAGCCUGACCCACCAGUCGCCACCCCAGCAAAACGUCCAGCCUAAGAAGCAGGUAAAGGGCAGGGCUGGGCCACAGCCCCCAGGGAUGGGCGCAGGCUGGGGCCAGGGGCACCUGUCCACCUCACUGGCUGCCAUGCCUGUGCCAUCCCAGGAGCUACGUGCGGCCUCUGUGGUCCAGCCCCAGCCCCUGGUGGUGGUGAAGGAGGAGAAGAUCCACUCACCCAUCAUCCGUAGUGAGCCCUUCAGUCCCUCGCUGCGACCGGAGCCCCCCAAGCACCCGGAGAGCAUCAAGGCCCCCGUCCACCUGUCCCAGCGGCCUGAGAUGAAGCCUGUGGAUGUUGGGAGGCCUGUGAUUCGGCCCCCUGAGCAGAACGCACCCCCACCAGGGGCCCCUGACAAGGACAAACAGAAACAGGAGCCGAAGACGCCAGUUGCACCCAAAAAGGACCUAAAAAUCAAGAAUAUGGGCUCCUGGGCUAGCCUGGUGCAGAAGCAUCCCACCACCCCGUCCUCCACAGCCAAGUCGUCAAGUGACAGCUUCGAGCAGUUCCGCCGGGCGGCCCGGGAGAAGGAGGAGCGCGAAAAGGCCCUGAAGGCGCAGGCUGAGCACGCAGAGAAGGAGAAGGAGCGGCUGCGGCAGGAGCGCAUGAGGAGCCGAGAGGAUGAGGAUGCGCUGGAGCAGGCCCGGAGAGCCCACGAGGAGGCACGCCGGCGUCAGGAGCAGCAGCAGCAGCAGCAGCGACAAGAGCAGCAGCAGCAGCAGCAGCAACAACAAGCAGCUGCUGUAGCCGCCGCCGCCGCCGCCGCCCCCCAGGCCCGGAGCUCCCAGCCCCAGUCCAUGCUGGACCAGCAGAGGGAGUUGGCCCGAAAGCAGGAGCAGGAGCGAAGGCGCCGGGAAGCGAUGGCAGCUACCAUUGACAUGAAUUUCCAGAGUGAUCUAUUGUCAAUAUUUGAAGAAAAUCUUUUCUGAGAGCACCUAGAUGACUUCUGACUUUGAUUUCCUGGCAAAAUGUUGACUCUCCAUAGUGUUAGGGGCAGCAGUGGAGGCAGUAGCAGUGGCAAGGGGGUAUCUCCGGGCCUGGCUCUCCUGCAUGCUAAGCCUGGGGCAGGCCUGAUGGGCAGCUGAGGAUUGCAGAACCUGUCUGCCUUACAGCCAGCCGGAUGUCCCGCCACCCCGCACAGGACGUCGGCUCAGAGCACGCCUCACCACGAGCAAGUGCCGGCCAGACCCAAGCUCCAAGUCCCCGCGUAUGGGGCAGAGGCCCUUCUCUCUGCCAAAUGUCUACACAGUAUACACAGGACAUCGUUGCUGCCGCCACCGUGACUGGUUUACUGUCCCCAAGAGCGUGACGUUUGUGACGUCCUGCCCGCCGGGAGUCCUUCCCCACACCCCAGCUGUCGCUGCCCACGCCCAGGAGAUCAGGGCAGGCCUGCAAGAGCUGGAGGUGGCGAGGGCGCUGGCCCACCCCCUUGCUGGCACUGACUUUGCCUUGAACAGACCCCACCCCUCUCUUCCCCUCCCCCCACAAGCCUUUAAUCGAGAGCCGCUCUCUGUAAGUGUUCGCUUGUGCAAAAGGGAAUAGUGCCGUGGAGGUGUGUGUGUGUCCAUGGCAAUCUGGAGCGAGGUGACUGUCACACGCGUGUGUGUGGGCCAGCCUUGCCCUGCGAGUGAGGCCACCAACCAAAGUCAGUUCCUUCCCACCUGUGUUUCUGGUUUUUUUUUGUUUGUUUGUUUUUUCUAUAUAUAUAUAUUUUUUGUUGGAUUCUAUUUUAUUUUUAAUUCUCUUCUCCUCCAGACACAAUGGCACUGCUUAUCUCCAAAAUGGUGUGAUUGUCUCCUCAUUGAGCGGCGGCUGCCACCGCGCUGUGGGUAGUGUGUGACCGUGGCUGUACUGUGUAGUGAAACAUAGUUGGCAUAUCUUUGUUUGAAGUUUGUUGGUGACUCCACCAAACUGGUGUAAAAAAUCUCAAAAAAAAAAAAACCCACAAAAAAAAAAAACAAAACAAAACAUACAAAACACAAAAAAACUGCCUAUAUUUUACUCAGUUUCAAACUUUACUAGUCUAUUUUUAAUUAUAAAACCAGAAAGCUGCGUUUUCUUUUCCCUUUUUUUCUCCCCCCAUUCAUUGGCUUCUUUUUUGUUUUUUAACAUCAAAUCUGUUUUGAGGUUGUGUUUUUUUGUUUUUUGUUUUUUUUUAACCAGGAAAGGAAGGGUCAGGGGACGUGGCAGGCGCAAGGGGCCACAGACCACAGACUGAGGCAGAGGCUCCCCGCCUGGCGCUUGGCCCUACCAACCGGCUGCCCCUUCCCCAACUUUUUUUUAAUUUUAUAAUUGGAGCCCUUGGUGAGGUUACGCGUGCCAUGAGAACCCACUCUACACCACGACGCUGGUGCCUCAAUGUUGGCCAAACUCUGGAGUCACUGACUGGUUUGACUUUCAUACGGUGAAUAUGCAUUUGGUCUGUACUGAUCAUGGAAUAAACACAUCUCUCUUUUUUAA
Messenger RNA from Hippopotamus amphibius kiboko, 6051 nucleotides. It is a transcript of the gene BRD4, whose product is annotated as bromodomain containing 4. Gene Ontology annotation, biological process: positive regulation of transcription elongation by RNA polymerase II; chromatin remodeling. Gene Ontology annotation, cellular component: nucleus; chromatin. The transcript is spliced from 19 exons. The record is from RefSeq and is a predicted model, not a curated record. NCBI's taxonomy places the organism in Eukaryota, Metazoa, Chordata, Mammalia, Artiodactyla, Hippopotamidae. Bases 306 to 4520 code for a protein of 1404 amino acids.